GGCAGACCGUCGCCUUCCAAUUAGUGCACCCACUCUCCGCCAGCGCGUCAGUCAGAAAAAAUCCAUGUCACACACGCACACCGCAGGCGAAACCCAAAGCGCACGGUCCACUAGCGCGCAACCCAUUUUCUCAGAUCAGCCGCUGAGCCUUGCCUCUGCCGGCCAGAGGUAUUAAAGCGCCCCCCCGCCCACCUCCGUCUCCCAACUCUUUCUCCUGCAUCUCACACCCACUUCGUCACCAACCCCACACCGCCCACCAAAACACCACACACGCGCAACACCAGCAACAAUGGCCCGCACCAAGCAGACCGCCCGCAAGUCCACUGGUGGCAAGGCUCCUCGCAAGCAGCUUGCCUCCAAGGCUGCCCGCAAGAGCGCCCCCUCCACCGGCGGCGUCAAGAAGCCUCACCGCUAUAAGCCCGGUACCGUCGCUCUCCGUGAGAUUCGUCGCUACCAGAAGUCGACUGAGCUUCUGAUCCGCAAGCUCCCCUUCCAGCGCCUCGUCCGUGAGAUCGCACAGGACUUCAAGAGCGAUCUUCGCUUCCAGUCUUCCGCCAUCGGUGCCCUCCAGGAGUCCGUCGAGUCUUACCUCGUCUCCCUCUUCGAGGACACCAACCUGUGCGCCAUCCACGCCAAGCGUGUCACCAUCCAGUCCAAGGACAUCCAGCUUGCCCGCCGCCUGCGCGGCGAGCGUAACUAGACGAUGGGAUGCAGGAUAUAGCCAGGGGGCUUCACGACUUUGCUUUUGACGAUGGAUUCAUGGGUCGGGGGUUAAUCACGGCGUUACAAUGACACUUGCUUUGCACCACAGUUGGGGAUGUACAUUAUACCAGGCAACCAAGCCGGCCUGGGCCCGCGGAAUGCAACUGGACCGGACGCGGUCCAUGAUUUACAUGAAAAG
This is a messenger RNA of Purpureocillium takamizusanense, 901 nucleotides long. It is a transcript of the gene HHT1, whose product is annotated as histone H3.1. Lineage: Eukaryota; Fungi; Ascomycota; Sordariomycetes; Hypocreales; Ophiocordycipitaceae. Gene Ontology annotation, cellular component: nucleosome. The record is from RefSeq and is a predicted model, not a curated record. Gene Ontology annotation, biological process: rRNA transcription. Bases 290 to 700 code for a protein of 136 amino acids. The transcript is spliced from 3 exons. Gene Ontology annotation, molecular function: DNA binding; protein heterodimerization activity; structural constituent of chromatin.